AUGUGCAGUCCCGAUUCCCCCGCCCCUGCCGGCAACGGCGGCGCAUCCGCAAAACAGCAGGCGCCGGCGCACAUCUACUUGAAGCUCGUGCCCGUGGGGGGAACAGAGAAGCCGGUGGCCCAACACCAGCUCCCCUUUGCAGCCGCGCCCGACGAGACCAUUGCGGAGGCCAAAUCCCUUUUCACGCUGUCCUUCCCCAUUGCUCUCACCGCCCUCCUGCUUUACUCGCGCUCCGUCAUCUCCAUGCUCUUUCUUGGGUCCCUCGGCGACUUGUCGCUCGCCGCAGGCUCCCUCGCCGUGGCAUUCGCCAACAUCACCGGUUACUCUGUGCUCUCCGGCCUCUCCCUCGGCAUGGAGCCCCUCUGUUCCCAGGCUUUCGGGGCCAACCAACCCAAGCUUUUGUCCGUCACUCUUCACCGCGCUGUUCUGUUCCUCCUCUCCUCGUCCCUUCCCAUCGGUUUUCUAUGGUUCAACAUGUCGAAGAUUCUGCUCUUCCUCCGACAAGACCCAGACAUCACCUAUCUGGCUCAAACCUACCUCCUCUUCUCCUUUCCGGACCUCAUUUCCUUCUCCUUUAUCCACCCCAUCCGCAUCUAUCUCCGCUCCCAGGGCCUCACCCGCCCGUUGACGCUCGCCGCCUUGUUCGCCGUCGCCGUCCAUGUCCCCGUCAGCCUCUUCUUCGUGAAACACCUCCGCCUCGGUGUCUCCGGCGUCGCUGCCGCCUCCGCCACCGCCAACUUCGCCCUGCUCCUCUUCCUGGUCUCCUACAUCUGGGCCACCGGAGUUCACGAGACGACAUGGGAGGCCCCAACACGCAAGUGCCUCGGCGGGUGGAGCCCCCUGGUUCGCCUUGCCACGCCAAGCUGCGUGUCAGUCUGCUUGGAGUGGUGGUGGUACGAGCUCAUGAUCCUGCUCUGCGGCCUGCUCCCCGACCCCAAGGCGACCGUGGCUUCCAUGGGAUUGCUCAUUCAAACCACGGCACUCUUCUACGUCUUCCCCUCGUCGCUCGGCUUCGGCGUCUCAACUCGCGUCGGCAACGAGCUCGGAGCGAACCGUCCUGGCCGCGCGCGCACCUCCGCCGCCGUUGCCGUCUUCCUAGCGGCGGCGAUGGGAUUCAUGGCGACGAGCUUUGCGGCGGGAGUGAAGGACGUGUGGGGGAAGAUGUUCACCGACGACGCGGAGAUACUCCGGCUGACCUCGGCGGCGCUGCCCAUCUUGGGACUAUGCGAACUGGGCAACUGCCCGCAGACGGUGGGCUGCGGCGUCCUCCGCGGCAGCGCUCGUCCGAGCGACGCGGCCAACAUCAACCUGGGCGCCUUCUACCUGGUAGGGAUGCCGGUGGCCAUCUCGCUCGGUUUCGGCUUCGGCGUAGGCUUCUGCGGGCUUUGGAUUGGCUUGCUGGCGGCGCAGAUCUGCUGCGCUGGGCUGAUGCUCUACGCUGUGGGUUCCACCGACUGGGAGGCCCAGGCUCGGCGGGCUCAGGCUCUGACCUGCGCCGGUGCGGGGAAGGUCGAGCUGGAGCCGAUACCCAGCCCCGAGGAGCGGCUCUGCAGCGAACCCUUCAUCUGCAUCAGGAUGGCGGCGGAGCAGGGAGGGAACACCGUCUGCGACGACCACUAG
Messenger RNA from Spirodela intermedia, 1620 nucleotides. The record is from the annotation of a GenBank genome assembly. NCBI's taxonomy places the organism in Eukaryota, Viridiplantae, Streptophyta, Magnoliopsida, Alismatales, Araceae.